Molecule: messenger RNA, 4095 nt
Organism: Lytechinus variegatus (green sea urchin)
Lineage: Eukaryota; Metazoa; Echinodermata; Echinoidea; Temnopleuroida; Toxopneustidae
Gene: pnpt1
Product: polyribonucleotide nucleotidyltransferase 1, mitochondrial-like
Biological process (GO): mitochondrial RNA 3'-end processing; mitochondrial mRNA catabolic process
Cellular component (GO): mitochondrion; cytosol
Molecular function (GO): 3'-5'-RNA exonuclease activity; polyribonucleotide nucleotidyltransferase activity; RNA binding
Source: RefSeq, a predicted model, not a curated record
UUCGCCCUGCUGCUGCUGCGUGCAUGCGGGAUGAUCAGCGGCAUCUCGUGAAUACUACCCCGGCAGCUCACCGAGUGAAAGAGUGUACCGUACCGGUAUCAUUAAUUCAGAGACACGAAGAUUCACUGAGAGACCCACUCGGCUCUCGCUUCUUUUGCGUUUACUCCAUAUGAAGUUAUAUUAUCAUCAUUUGGUUGACAGGAAAAAUGUGGCGUGCAUUAGUACACAUGCGAUAUGCUGUAGGAACUCCGCGACGUUGCCAGUGGUCCACGAAAUCUAGAAGAUUGAAGCAUUUUGCCACAGGUUAUGCAACAUCAACUGGCAGUGUGGAAGCAGUAAUUGGGCAGAGUCCACUUAUCCUGUCUACUGGGGAAUUGGCAAAGUUGGCUGAUGGAUGUGCAACUGCUCAGAUCGGAGAUACAUCUGUCAUGGUUACCGCAGUCAGUAAGAAGAAUUCAUCGUCUCCUGGAUUUCUUCCGUUGACAGUUGAUUACAGGCAAAAGGCUGCAGCAGCAGGUAGAAUACCCACCAAUCAUCUUAGGAGAGAGAGGGGCGUUACUGAUCAAGAGAUACUUACAAGUAGAAUGAUAGACAGAUCAAUCAGACCACUUUUUCCCAAAGGAUUCUUUUAUGAUACUCAGGUUAUGUGCAAUUUAUUAGCAGUAGAUGGCUUGCAUGAUCCAGGUGUUAUCAGCAUUAAUGGAGCUUCUGCCGCACUUGCCCUCUCUGAUGUUCCAUGGAAUGGUCCAGUAGGUGCUGUCAGAGUAGGAUUGGUAGAUGAAGAGGUCAUGAUUAAUCCAACUAGAUUAGAUAUGAGAAGGAGUACUAUUAACAUGGUUGUAGCUGGCACAAAGAAGAGUAAUCUAGUAAUGGUGGAAGCCUCAGCAGACAAUGUUCUCCAAACAGACUUCUUGAAAGCUUUGAAGGCUGGAUUAAAAGAAACCCAGAUCAUUGUAAGAAGCAUUGAGAAGCUCGCUAAAGAAUACGGAAAGGAGAAGCGGGAGUAUGAACCGGCAGGUAUACCACCACCAGAGAUACUAGACCAUAUUAGAAGAUUAACAGCAGAGCAGUAUUAUGCAGUUUACACAGACCCUACCCACAAUAAGUUUUCAAGAGACAAUGCCGCAAGUGAAGUCAGAGAGCAACAUCUUUCAACUGUACUAGAAAUGUUUCCAGAUGAAAACCCAUCACUAGUCUCUGAUGCCUUUCAUGCUGUAGCCAAAGAGGUCUUCAGAAAAAUUGUUCUGGAAGAGGACAAAAGGUGUGAUGGGAGAGAAGCAGAUGAGAUGCGUGACAUCACUUGUUCUGUAGAUCUCUACAAACCCUUACAUGGCUCUGCACUCUUUCAGAGAGGUCAAACACAAGUAUUUUGUACAGUAACAUUUGAUUCUAUCGAGUCAGCAUUGAGGGCAGACCCUUUAUGGCAGGAGGAUGUCAGAGAAAAAAACUUCAUGUUGCAUUAUGAGUUUCCACCAUAUGCUACCAACGAAACUGGCAGGACAGGGGGCAUCAAUAGAAGAGAACUAGGUCAUGGAGCCCUGGCUGAGAAAGGCUUAAGACCUUUGGUUCCUUCAGAUUAUCCUUUCACCAUUAGACUUACCAGUGAAGUCUUAGAGUCAAAUGGUUCAUCAUCGAUGGCCACUGUAUGUGGUGGCAGUCUUGCACUCAUGGAUUCAGGUGUACCAAUAAGUCAUCCUGUAGCAGGGGUAGCUAUUGGUGUUGUGACAGAGACAGAACCUGAUGAUAUCUUCACAAUCAAAGACCAUAGGAUACUCACCGAUCUACUGGGCAUCGAGGAUUACAUGGGAGAUAUGGAUAUGAAGCUAGCAGGAACCAAGAAAGGGAUCACAGCAUUACAGACAGAUGUGAAAGUUCCAUUGCCCAUGAAGAUCGUUGUAGAAGCCAUCCAAGCGGGUACUGCAGCAAAGAGUAAAAUCCUCAACAUCAUGGCAUCGGCUAUCAGGAAACCCAGAGACUUGAGGAAGAGCAACAGUCCUGUAACAGAAAACCUUGAGGUGCCAAUACAGAGGAGAUCAAAAUUUGUUGGUCCAGGUGGAUACAACUUAAAAAAAUUGAGAGUUGAAACUGGUGUAACUAUUACUCCUGUUGACGAAACUCACUUCUCCGUCUUUGCUCCCACACCCAGUGCAAUGAGUGAAGCAAAGGAAAGAAUAGAACAGCUCUUAUUAGAAGAUAAAGAGCCAGACUUGGAGUUUGGAGGUAUCUACACAGCUACUAUAUCUGAAUUAAGGGAUAAUGGAGUACUGGUAAAGCUGUAUCCUGCUAUGCAACCAACAUUACUUCACAACUCACAACUGGAUCAAAGAAAGGUGAACCAUCCUAGUGCCUUGAAGUUAGAGGUCGGCCAGGAGAUACCUGUCAAGUAUUUUGGUCGUGACCCUGUCAGUGGAAAGAUGAGACUGUCCCGUAAAGCCCUGAUGGCACCUGCCUCGGCUGUCAUCAGGAACUUGAAUGCAGUCAGAGGUACAAGAGGGGGAGCAUCAUCUGCCACCUCAUCAUCCGAUUCAUCGUCGAUCUCUUCAGAGAGAUGAUAAUGUACUUUCCAAUCAAUAAAUAGGGACUAUCCUGUAUAAAUGUGAUAGUACCAACUUCAGCUGUUGUCAAGAUCUUGAAUGCUGUCAGAGAUAUAAACUGGCAUCAUCGGCUAUUUCAUCAACAUCAUCAUCGUCACCUUAUUCAUCAUCAGAGAUGAUAAUGGCUUGCCAGUCAGUUGGAAGAGAUUUAUUUGGCUGAAGAAUAUUCAUAUUCUAGGGAGACUUCAGAAUCCUGCAACUGUUGAGGGUAUGUCUGGAGAAUGUGACCAAGGAACCAUAACUGAAGCUCAUCAUCACCCCUUUCCACAAUAUCUCAUGAAGAGAGUUAUGCAGAUAUAUGCAAUACAAUGUUUAGUAAAACAAGUAAAGCACAAGUUUGAAUUGUAAUGUUAAAGGCAUUGCAGGCAUCUGGGAUACUCACAAUUUUAUUCAAUAAUAAUUCAGUACAGAUACAGAUGCCUCAUUCUUGUUGCACAUCGUAAAUACCCUGUAGUGUGUUUCAUUGCCACUGACACACUCAAACCUGUGCAUUAUUUGAAUCAAACAUCGUACAAUGUUUAGUACUACCUCUCCUAGCUCUCAUUUUGUGUAUUGAUAUCAUAAACCACAUCAACACCUAUAUUCCUAUGGUAAGAUGGGUCUCAUCUGAGCCCUGUUACUUAAAGCCUUGUGAUCGAUCGUCAGGCUCCUUUUUACGAUUGAUCACAGAAACCAGCUCCAUGAUCAAUUGUUAAGUUUUUGUUAUGCCCAGAUUUAUAUUGCCUUUCACCCCAUAGAGGCAUCUCUUGUUUAUCUUCUUAUUUUUUUCCAGAUUGGUGCUCCCCUACAAUAUACCCAUGAUCAAAGAUCUGAAUGAUUUAAUGCUUUGAAACUUUAUGAGCAGGUUCUCUUAAAGUGGAUGUCAAUAUUGUGAAUAUUCAGUCUAUCUUAAAAUUAUCCUUUUGAGGACCAGUUUUCAAGGAAUUGUUAAGUGUGCUGAGGUCCUUGCUAUGGAACCUAUAAUGCCUUCAUUUCUCAUGUAAUAAAUCAUGCACAGACAAUAUUCCAACGUAAAGACUUGUUUCUGAGAGAAUUCUUUUAAAUGCUUUGGAUUGGUUGUAUCUGGCCAUGUGGAAAUCCAACCAAAAUGGAAAAUUGCUUUUAUAUCAAGUUAAAAUGAAAAAUCAAAGAAACCAAAAGGUGAAAUUUUGAACGAAGUUGGACAAACAAAAUUGUUAUGACUUUUUCAACUUUUCAAUAGUUGCAAUUCAUCUAAUCAGAAAUUCAAAUUUAUAAUGUCUUUGUGAUGUAGGGCAAGAAUUAAUUCUCCAUUAUUUUACUUCAUUGGAUAAAAGCAAAUCAAAUGUCAUCUUUAGACUUUUCCAAAGUUUUACUCAGUAUAAUUUAUCUUUUUAUGGCACCAUGGAGGAGAAGAAAACCAUAGUUUCUCCAUAACAAUAAUUCUUAUAUCAUGCCUCCAUUGUGUCAAUUUUUGUCCUACAUUUUGCAAUUAUUUAUGUAUUUGUGAUAGGGAGAUUAAAUCAUGAUUUUUGCAAAGCAA